Messenger RNA from Dimorphilus gyrociliatus, 913 nucleotides. NCBI's taxonomy places the organism in Eukaryota, Metazoa, Annelida, Polychaeta, Dinophilidae. The record is from the annotation of a GenBank genome assembly.
AGUUUUGUAAAAUAACACGUCUAUUUCUAUUUUUCCGUUUCCUGCUGACGACUUGACGCGUGUCGAUCAUCCUCAAUUUAGAAGAGAUUGCUGGAAGGUAGUCGAUUCAUUUUCAUACUUUCAAAGUAGUGACAUACAUUUCAUAAAACCAAUAAAUUUAAAUUCCGAAAAGCUUUCUUAUUUAUAGAAUAUACUUUUCACAGAUGAAGUCAAUUUUGUUUUUGGCCGCUUUGGUGGCAAUCGUUUACUCCGAAGAGUUGGAAGAAUCCAGAGGUCGAAUCCUUGCAUCGAAAUCCGUUUUGAAUAACAUGCUUGUUGAGAGCAGGGAGGUUACUGUUGAAUAUGUUCUAUUUAAUAUGGGCAAAAGCUCGGCUUUGAAAGUUCAGUUGACAGAUAAUACUUUCCCCGCCGAUCAAUUCGAAGUUGUUAGCGGUAGCUUACAGGUUUCUUGGGCUCGUAUCGCCCCAGGAUCAAAUGUAACUCACGUAGUUAUACUUAAACCUAAAAGUGACGGCAUGUUCAACUUUACAUCGGCUGAAGUUAGUUAUUUGGCAUCUGAAAAAGAUACAAAAGAAACCCUGGGUAGUACGUCGGCUCCAGGUCUAGGAAGGAUCAUCGCCUUCCAAGAUUAUGACCGAAAAUACUCGCCUCACUACCUAGAUUGGUUGGCGUUUACUGUUAUGUGCUUACCGUCCUUGGCCAUUCCAUUUAUGCUCUGGUAUAAUUCAAAGUCGAAGUACGAACAGAUCAAGACAAAGAAGAAUUAAAAAGCAAAGAGGAAGAUAUAAUAAUUAAUAUUUAAGACAAAAAAUAAUUUACAAGUAAUUUAAGAGAAAACAAACACCUUUAAAAACACAAAAAAGACAAACUAUUCAUAAAUGGUUAAUUGUUUGAGUUUAUAGAUUGUUUAGGU